AUGGCGGCAGCCGACCAGCGCGACAUUUACGACUCGAUGACAAUGCAGUCAGACAGCGAGACAUAUGACCAGCCCGACAUGUCGUCGCCCUCAUCACCAUCCUCAGACUCAGCAUCGCCCUUGAUCCUCUACUCCCCACCCACCUUCUGGGGCUUGGUGCGGGGUGCCGCCAUCAACCUGCUUCUACCUUUUGUCAACGGCCUGAUGCUGGGCUUUGGUGAGCUAUUUGCAAACGAACUGGCCUUCCGCUUUGGCUGGUCCAACACAAAGGUGCGUCACGCUGUGAGAUCAAGACUGAGAAAGACACUAACGCAAGCGCAGGUCUUUCCCAGCCACAGACGAGUCGGGCCCGGUGUCGAGAUGCGAACAGAUCCUGUUGAGAAGAGAAGACGCAACGGCAAAGAGCUGGAUGCCUACACGAGCUUGGAAUAG
Aureobasidium uvarum is the source of this 432-nucleotide messenger RNA. The record is from the annotation of a GenBank genome assembly. NCBI's taxonomy places the organism in Eukaryota, Fungi, Ascomycota, Dothideomycetes, Dothideales, Saccotheciaceae.